Molecule: messenger RNA, 2970 nt
Organism: Notothenia coriiceps (black rockcod)
Lineage: Eukaryota; Metazoa; Chordata; Actinopteri; Perciformes; Nototheniidae
Product: dystroglycan-like
Exons: 2
Biological process (GO): axon guidance; morphogenesis of an epithelium; muscle attachment
Cellular component (GO): dystroglycan complex; sarcolemma; dystrophin-associated glycoprotein complex
Molecular function (GO): calcium ion binding; laminin binding
Source: RefSeq, a predicted model, not a curated record
CGUGCUGUCUCUCCUCAGAUCUCAGAGAUGGGGAAGGACUCGCUCCCUCCCUGGCUGCACUGGGACUCCAGCAGCAGACUCCUGCAGGGUCUUCCUCUAGAGGAGGACAAAGGCGUCCAUUACAUCUCCGUCUCUAUCUCCAACCACACAAAAUCAUCCUUUUCCUCUGAGGUGUUCUCCAUCGAGGUACUCCCUGAAGACCACCUGGACGCAGAUUCGGCUCAGCUGGUCUCCAACCAGGCGUCCACUGCGGAGGACGUGCAGCCGUUCAUGUGUAGCAACGAGGAGCCGGUGACGGUGCUGACGGUGAUCCUGGACGCGGAUCUGACCAAGAUGAGCUCCGUACAGAGGGUGGAGCUGCUGGAGGACAUGAGGGGCUUCUCCGGGGUCGGGCUGACACACAUGAAGAUACUGCCUGUGGUCAACAACCGUCUGUUUGACAUGUCCGCCUUCAUGGCCGGGCCCGGGAACGCCAAAAAGGUGGUGGAGAAUGGCGCCCUGCUGUCCUGGAAGCUGGGCUGCUCCCUGGACCAGAGCUCAGUCCCGAAUAUCAACAGCGUCCAGGGUCCGGCGAAGGAGGGCAGCAUGUCGGCCAGGCUGGGCUACCCGGUGGUGGGGUGGCACAUCGCCAACAAGAAGCCCCACGUCCCUAAACGGGUGAGGCGCCAACUAAACAACACCCCGACCCCCGUUCUAGCGGUGCUUCCUCCGACUACGGUGGUGGAGCCUCCAGUGAGGAUCGUCCCAACCCUUUCCUCGCCCUCUAUUGCUGCCCCGACCGAGAGCUCCGCCCCCCCUGUAAGAGGCCCUGUCCCCCUGCCAGCCAAGCCAACCAUAAAAGUCCUUCAAUCCAUCGCCCACACCCCAACACUGGGACCCCCUCAACCAACCAGGGUCAUGGAGACCACCAGCACCCUCCCUAUCCAGCCCACCAUGACCAGGCCUACGUACGUAGAGGCGACUGUGACCCCACCCAUACCUACGAGAAAACCUACUAAGAAACCCAGGAGACCCAAAUCCACACCCUCACCCAGGGAGCCAAAGACCACCACAGCAAAGCCGCCAAGGCGCACAACACCCUCCCCGGGGGUCCUGAUCCCAGACCCAGCCAACGAGAAGCCCGUCCUGCGUAACCCCAUCGACCAGGUCAAUGCUUUGGUGGGAACCUACUUCGAAGUCAAGAUCCCGUCGGAUACAUUCUUUGACAAAGAGGACGGGACAACUGACAAGCUGCGUCUAACUCUGAGACAGAAACACAACGAGGUGGUUGGGGAGACCUCCUGGAUCCAGUUCAACACCACCAGUCAACUCCUGUACGGGCUGCCUGAUGCCCAGCAUGUGGGCAAACACGAGUAUUUCAUGCAGGCAACAGACAAAGGCAGCCUGAAUGCUAUUGAUGCGUUUGAAGUGCGUGUGAACCGCUGGCCUGUCAAUGAUAAAUCCCCUGUCAUCUUCACGGCCCGGUUCGAAGGUGAGCCGCGUUCAAUAACAAACGACAUCCACAAGAAGAUCCUCCUGGUCAAGAAGCUGGCCUAUGCACUGGGAGAUCGCAACAGCAGCACAGUUAGUCUCCGAAACAUCACCAAAGGGUCCAUCGUGGUGGAGUGGACGAACACCAGCCUCCCUCAGAACCCCUGUCCAAAGGAGCAGAUAGCCAUCCUGAGUAGGACGCUGGCCAGUGCUGACGGAAAACCCUCCCAGACUUUCAGGUACUCCAUGGAUCCUGAAUUCAGACCUCUGGACGUCCACGUUAAGGGACGGGCAAGCUGCAGGACUUUCUCCUUCAUCCCACCCGGAGAGAUCGAUAUCCCAGAACCCCCUGCGGUCACUCCGGCUCUGGGAACGGGCCGGCAGAGCACCGAUGACGUUUAUCUGCACACCGUCAUCCCCGCCGUAGUGGUGGCAGCCAUCCUGUUGAUCGCAGGCAUCAUCGCCAUGAUCUGCUACAGGAAGAAGAGGAAGGGCAAGCUGACCAUCGAGGAUCAGGCCACCUUCAUCAAGAAGGGCGUGCCCAUCAUCUUCGCCGAUGAACUGGAUGACUCUAAGCCGCCUCCCUCUUCCAGUAUGCCCCUGAUACUGCAGGAGGAGAAACCCCCCCUGCCCCCUCCGGAGUACCCCAACAUGGCCACGCCGGAGACGACCCCCCUGAACCAGGAGCUUCUGGGGGAGUACACCGCCCUGCGGGACGAGGACCCCAACGCGCCUCCCUACCAGCCACCGCCCCCCUUCACCACUCCCAUGGACGGCAAGGGGUCCCGUCCCAAGAACAUGACCCCCUACAGAUCUCCACCCCCAUACGUACCCCCUUAAGACUUGUUCCACCCUCCCCUCGCCGGGUGGAGGGAGAGGACACCUGAGGAACUGUGACGGUUUCCAUUCUGGUGUUUGUCUGUCUGGACUUUUACAGGGAGGGAUGACAAGAGGUGCUAAUGUACAAAACAGCUACAGGGGAGUCUGGUUUGGGAGGGGGCGUCAUGAGGUGGGUGGGGUUUAACAGUAGACGAUGGGAUUGGUUGAAUCAGCUGGGAGGGACUACUGAUCCCUGUGGUAGACCAGCUACUAAAGUGGCCUAAAGACAAACAAAAUCUCGACCCGCCGUCUUUCCGGCCGACUCGUCGGUCAGGAGCAGCGAUUGGGAGCGGUGCUCUCCCAUCCCAGCAUUCAUUUUGCUCAUUUUAAAUACCGGAUUUUAUUCAGUUUUUCAUCAUUACCCCUAGGUUAUUAUCUUUUUUUCUUGACUGAAGUGUUUGCUAACAUGUCUUCUCGGUCUUGCUUUUUAAUAAUACGAGAAGACAGCAAUCUGCCAUCAGACCUUUAGGCAUCUAUCCGGGUUUUUAAUAAAGAGUGAGACCCUCUGAAUAACAAAAUCACACGACGGAUCUCACAUCAGCUUGCAGACUGUGUGUGUGUGUGUGUGUGUGUGUGUGUGUGUGAGUGUGAGUGUGAGUGUGAGAGAGACAGAGACAGAGA